UUAAGCAUCAUGUUUAUAGAAGGGAAGGCAGAGACUUGGGAGCAGAUAACGUGGGGCUGAGCUCAAAUCAGGACACCAGACACCUCAGCUUCAGAAUCAGUGGUAUCAGUGAAGGAGGAUGGAGCACAAAUGACUCAUCUCCUGAUCAGGGUAGUUGAUGACACUGUGUUUUGUGUCUUUGGUCACAGCGUCCUCUCUUAAAUGAAACUGUUGUAUCUCUACAACGGUAGCUCUACAAUGGCUGGGGAGGAGAACAGAGACCCUGGCUACAUGAACCUUUCACCACAUCCUGUUCACGGAAACCAUUAGUUGAGUCAACACUGAAGCGCAGUUAAAAAUGAAUGUCCGAUCCUGACUGGAUACUGUCAUUUUCAUCAUUUAGCAUCUGGAGACCAUUUCAAGGAAGAAAUGAGCUCACACAGCAGGUGUGUUGGAGCGGACAAAUGUCAUUACCUCUGAUACGAGGAGGUGAUACCACUGAAGAUGAAGAAAUGCUUCCUCCUCUCCUUCCUCUGUGUUUUACUGCUGUGUCUUUACAACGGCUGGCUGAGAGGACUCGGCGGUCUGACAGCCAUAAAUCCAACUGCCGUCUGUAACCGCGGCAGCAACAGCAGCAGAAAUGUGACCAUCUUGUUGUGGUACUGGCCCUUCGGCAUGUCCCAUAAUCUGGAGGGUGACGUGUGCUGGGACCUCUACCGCAUCCCCCGCUGCAGACUGGUGGAUAAUCGCUCCUUGUUCUCUUCGGUUGAUGUGGUGGUCUUCCACAACAGAGAGCUGAUUCAGGGAUGGCAGAAACUGCCGUUAGCUCUUCCACGGCCACAGCGCCAGAGGUGGGCCUGGAUGUCCCUGGAGGCCCCCGUUCACAAUGGAAACUUGCGGCAGUUUGCAAAUAUUUUCAACAUGACGAUAACCUACAGGAGGGAUUCUGAUGUCGCUGUACCGUAUGGCGAGCUGCUACCAAAGGAGACCGGAGGACAUCUGGUGGCAAACAACCUUCGGAAUAAGAGCUCUCUGGUCUGUUGGGUGGUCAGCCACUACCAGACGCACCACAAGAGAAGUCAAGUGUACAGCGAGCUCAAUGCCGCAGUUCCUGUGAAGGUUUAUGGGCAAUGGACAAAGAACAGCCUCUCCUCCAUUGACCUCUUACCGACAAUCUCUCGCUGCUACUUCUAUUUGGCCUUUGAGAACUCAUUGUCCAAAGACUAUAUCACGGAAAAGUUGUGGAAGAAUGCUUAUCAAGGUGAGGCAGUGCCUGUUGUCCUUGGACCGCCGCUGACCGAUUACAAAGCUGUGGCCCCACCUAAUUCCUUCAUCCACGUUGAUGAGUUUGUGUCGGUAAAAGAUUUAGGAAAGUAUCUACAAGAGCUGGCAAAGGACAAGAAACGCUACGAUGAAUAUUUCACCUGGAAACAAGAGUGGAAAGUGAAACUGUACACAGACUGGAGAGAGAGACUCUGUAAGAUCUGUUUACAGUACAACAGUUUACCUCGGCAGAAAGUGUACUCUGAUUUAAGUGCCUGGGCCAAUUCUUAAAUAAGAUCUGAGUUGGAGCAGUUGUGGCUCAUUAUUAAUAAAUGAAUGAUAAAUGUUAUCCCAUUGGUUACACAGACAUGCGUUUCUGCAGUAGGAUUAACAUGGUUGCUUUUUAAUGUUAUUUUUGAUGCAGUUGCCAUUCGUUUGCUGUGCUACUUAAAUGAAAUAACGGGGGACUGGUGGAAGUGAGUGAAGGACGAUACAUUGCCUACAUCAGGAUGAAGAUGUGAGGAAGAGAAACUUUAAAAAAUGUAACCGAUGAUAUGAAAACUAAUGUUUUCUCAUAGCAGACAUGACAUACGAGGUGACUAAUAAAAGAAGCGAUAGUUACAAAGCAUCCAACCUGAAACUGAUCCCACAGCUCUUUGCACGGCUGCAACUGCAGCAUCAGAUCCACUGACAUAUUUUGUCUUUGAAAAUAUGUCUUAUCAUGCUUGUUAAACAUUUACUUCUUCUUUAUUUUGUCUUUCUCGUCUUACAAAUAAAAAUGUAUUCUACCUUCUGAAAUAAAUUCAAACAGUCUCACAGGAAA
This is a messenger RNA of Hippoglossus stenolepis (Pacific halibut), 2065 nucleotides long. Its product is annotated as fucosyltransferase 7 (alpha (1,3) fucosyltransferase). The record is from RefSeq and is a predicted model, not a curated record. Gene Ontology annotation, molecular function: alpha-(1->3)-fucosyltransferase activity. Gene Ontology annotation, cellular component: membrane. The coding region runs from base 484 to 1533 and encodes 349 amino acids. The transcript is spliced from 3 exons. NCBI's taxonomy places the organism in Eukaryota, Metazoa, Chordata, Actinopteri, Pleuronectiformes, Pleuronectidae.